Messenger RNA from Lathyrus sativus (Indian pea), 5940 nucleotides. The record is from the annotation of a GenBank genome assembly. Lineage: Eukaryota; Viridiplantae; Streptophyta; Magnoliopsida; Fabales; Fabaceae.
AUGAACACCUCAUUCUUCGGAAUCAAACAUCAUUCUUUUCUCAAAGCUUACAACACUAGCAGCAAUCAUUUGGAGUUGUUGAAAAGAAGAAGCUUGUUGCAGAAAACCAAAAACUGGUGCACCGUAUAUGCUAAACACAGACACCCAAUAAGGCAAGAUUUUAGUUUUUGUUGCCAAAAUGUAAACUUGUUGAGGUUACACCAUGUUUCCGUUAGUGGGUCUAGGUUGAAAUGUACCAAGAAAUCAAGUUUUUCUUCUCUUUUCUUUGCCCCAUUGUGGAAAAAAAGGAUUUUUUUGAUAAGGGUGUGUGUUUAUAGUGUUGUUAUCUCUGGUUUGUUUCUGUUGAUUUGGUUUGGAAGUAAUAAAGUUAAGGGUUAUGUUGAAGCCAAACUAUUGCCUUCUGUUUGUUUAGUAAUCAGUGAGCGAAUUCAGCGGGAAUUUCGCAUUGGAAAGGUUAGAAGAAUCUCGCCGUUGAGUUUGACAUUGGAGUCAUGUUCAUUUGGGCCUCAUAAGGAGGAGUUUUCUUGUGGUGAGGUUCCUAUUGUUAAGCUUCGUCUUCAUCCUUUUGCUAGUUUGAUGAGGGGAAAAGUUGUGGUUGAUGCAGUUUUGUCACAUCCAAGUGUAUUGAUUGUGCAGAAGAAGGACUAUAGUUGGUUAGGGAUACCGGAGAGUGAAGGCGGUAUAAAGAGGAACUUGUCUGCUGAAGAUGGGAUUGAUCAUCGAACUAGAACGAGGAGGCUUGCACAAGAAGAAGCAGCGGUUCGGUCGGAGAGAGAGCGGGAUGACGCAGCUCGGGAAGCUGCAAAGAUUGGUUACUUUGUUUCUGAGUCCUCCCAUGGGAAUGAUUUAAAGGAGACUCAAGUUCAUUCAAGAGGAGGAACCGAUUCCAACUCCUUUUUCUGCAUGAGUGAGGGGAAACAUGAUCAUCAUUGUGUAGACAAGGGUGUUGAUUAUGAUAUGAAACACGCGGAGUUGGAAAAGCCAUUUAGAGUGAAGUUUCCUGGUUCAUCGGGGCUUAAGUUUUUGUCCAGAGUUAUAAAAAGGUAUGGGAAACACAAAUUUAAGAGAAAGUCUAGAAGGAGUGACAUAUCUGAGUCUGGUGUUGCCGUCAAAAAAAGAAUUUUGGAAUGCAGUGCGUCAGCAGCACGUGCAUACUUUUGCGGUCGAUCACAGGGGAAGUCUGAGGAGCCUUCAUCAUCUUCUGGAUGCUUUCAUUCUAUGAAUCUUGAUGAUAAACAUUUGAUAAAAAACGAUACUGAUAAAAUUCCAGAAUUGGUUGCCAGUGGAGAUGAUGAUAAAGAGAUUGGUGCAGAAAAUGAGGUAGAUGUUCUGCAGCCUGAAGGCCUUACCGAGACUCUUCCUGUAAUGUUGGAUUCUGUUCAUUUCAGAGGCGCAACUGUGAUGCUACUUGCAUAUGGAGACAAUGAAGUUAGGGAGAUGGAGAAUGUCAAUGGCCAUGUGAAGUUUCGUAACCACUACAACCAUAUAAACAUACACCUUAAUGGAAAUUGUAAGCCCUGGAGAUCAGAUGUUAUAGGCAAAGAUGGUGGCUGGUUGUCUGCAAAUGUUUUUAUCGACAUUACUGAGCAGAAAUGGCAUACUAAUUUGAAAAUCGACAAUCUUUAUGUUCCGCUAUUUGAAAGAAUCCUAGAAAUUCCAAUUACAUGGUCCAAAGGGAGGGCCAGUGGCGAGCUUCACUUGUGCGUGUCUAAGGGUGAGACUUUUCCAAAUAUUCACGGACAGCUAGACGUGACGGGAUUGAACUUCCAACUAUUAGAUGCUCCGUCGUGUUUCUCUAACGUAUCAGCAAGUUUGUGUUUUCGUGUUCAAAGAAUAUUUUUACACAAUGCGUGUGGCUGGUUUGGCAGCAUUCCUCUAGAAGCAUCAGGAGAUUUUGGCAUUCACCCCGAGGAAGGAGAAUUGCAUAUUAAGUGUGAGGUACCUGGUGUUGAAGUGAAUGCUUUGAUGAAAACUUUCAACAUGAAAUCUUUCUCGUUCCCGCUAGCAGGAUCAGUAACCGCACUGUUUAAUUGCCAAGGUCCGCUAGACAAUCCUAUAUUUGUGGGCACGGGAAUGGUUUCUAGGACAUCGCCUUCUUUACACGUUGACACUCCGGCAACUGUAGCAUCUGAAGCACUUGAUAAAAGUAAAGAAGCUGGUGCAGUCGCAGCAUUUGACCGUGUACCAUUUUCAUAUGUAUCUGCCAAUUUUAGUUUCAACACCGAUAACUGUGUUGCUGAUUUAUAUGGAAUCAGAGUAAGCCUUGUGGAUGGUGGUGAAAUUCAAGGAGCUGGGACUGCUUGGAUAUGCCCAGAGGGUGAAGAGGAUGAGACAGCCAUAGAUGUUAACUUUUCUGGAAAUUUGGCCAUUGAAAAUAUACUUCUUCGUUAUAUUCCCAAUUAUCGUAGUUUGAUGCCACUCAAACUAGGGGUUAUACAUGGAGAGACAAAAAUUUUGGGAUCUCUUUCAAGACCAACGCUUGAUGUAAAAUGGACUGCCCCUUCUGCAGAAGGGUCUUUUAGUGAUGCUAGAGGAGAUAUCAUAAUUUCACAUGAUUUCAUUUCUGUUCAUUCUGCUUCAGCUGCAUUUGAUUUGUAUAUGAAAGCUCAAACAUCUAGUUCUGAUGAUUUUUCUCUUACAAGUGAAGAGUUAUGUGCUCCAAAAGUCAUUCCGUUUACUGUUUACAAGAUUGAGUUUGAUCUGAAUAUGCACGAGUUUGAAUUCUUCCGCUUGGUUACUACUUAUACAUUGGAUUUUCCAAGACCUUUGCUUCUGAAAGCAUCUGGAAGAGUUAAGUUUCAAGGAAAGCUUUUAGAGAAAGGAAGUUCAGAUUGUCUUGUUGGUGAGGUUUCAAUCUGUGGUCUCAAACUGAAUCAAUUGUUGCUCGCACCUCAACUAUCGGGGUUCUUAAGAGUUUCUCCUGAAUGUAUCAAGUUGGAUGCCUCCGGUCGACCUGAUGAAAGUCUGGAAGUAGAGUUUAUCAGGCCACUCCAGUCCGGUGAUGAAGAUGAUCUGAAAAGUAGACAACUGUUGUUUAUUUCAUUUCAAAAAGGGAAAUUGGGGGCCAGUGUCAACAUCCAACAAAGUCUUUCAGCUAGCUUGGAGGUACAAAAUUUUCCACUAGAUGAGCUGGAGCUUGCUUCUCUCAGGGGGGUUAUUCAAAGGGCAGAAAUCAAGGCUAAUCUUCAAAAAAGAAGAGGACACGGAAUCUUAUCUGUACUUCAGCCAAAAUUCAUUGGUGUUCUUGGUAAAUCCCUAGAUGUGGCGGCUAGGUGGAGUGGAGAUGUUAUCACAAUUGAAAAAGUUAUCUUCGAACAAAGCAACAGUCAUUAUGAACUUCAAGGCGAAUAUGUGUUGCCUGGAAACCGCAGUUGCAACGCUGUUGAUGGAAAAGAGGACAGCUUUUUAAAAAGUCGUGUGUCUAGGAAUCUUAGUAGGGUUAUAUCCUCGAUGGGUAGGUGGAGAAUGAAACUUGACGUAUGUAGAGCGGAGAUUGCUGAGAUACUUCCUCUUGCAAGGCUUCUUUUUCGAAGCAUGGACCCUACUGUUCUCUCAAGAUCAAAGGAUUUUUUUAUUCAAAGUUUGCAGUCGGUGGGAUUAUAUUCAACAAGCACUCAACAACUGCUUGAGUUAAUAAGGGGGCAUCAUGAUCCAUCACAUGAUAUUGUUCUUGAAGAUUCAAAUCUGCCUGAUUUAUUUGAUCUCAGAGGUCGUUGGCAUGGCUCUGUUGGUGCAAGUGGCGGAGGGGACGGAGAUACCCUGGCAAAAUUUGACAUUCACGGGGAAGAUUGGGAGUUGGGAGACUACAAAACUCAGUGUAUCUUGGCAGUUGGUGCUUACAGUAAUGAUAAUGGUCUGCGCGUGAAGAAUUUUUUGAUUCAGAAUGAUAAUGCCACCAUUCAUGCUGAUGGAAAUCUGUUAGGACCUAAAACUAACCUUCAUUUUGCGGUCUUAAACUUUCCUGUUAGUCUUGUCCCAAAUGUUGUUCAGCUUGUUGAAUCUAUAGCAACAGAUUCUGUUCAUUCUUUAGAGCCAUUGUUAGCACCGGUUAAGGGUAUCUUGCAUAUGGAAGGAGAUCUUAGAGGAAGUUUAACAAAACCAGAAUGUGAUGUGCAAAUAAGGCUCCUUGAUGGUUCCGUUGGUGGAAUCGAUCUUGAACGAGCAGAAGUUGUUGCUUCUUUAACAUCAACUAGCCGUUUUCUUUUCAAUGCAAAAUUUAAGCCUAUAAUCCAAAAUGGUCAUGUAUUAAUUCAUGGAAAUAUUCCUGUUACUUUUGCUCAAAAUAACACGUUACAGCAAGAUGAAGAAAUAGAUCAGAGCGAGGCUACGUUGUUUCCUGAUUGGGUGAGGAGGAAAAAUAGAGGGACUGCUGCCGAUGCCGACAACAAGAACACGUUUAGAGACCGAAAUGAAGAGGUUUGGAACUCUCAGUUAGCGAAAAGCCUUGAAGGUUUAUAUUCGCAAAAUUUAGAUGUGGGAGAAGUCAGGGUUAAUGCUGAUAUAAAAGAUGGAGGAAUGAUGCUUAUAACAGCUUUAAGUCCUUAUGCCGAUUGGCUUCAUGGAAAUGCUGAUGUCAUGCUCGAGGUGAGUGGUACAGUUGAUCAACCAUUGCUUAAUGGCUAUGCAAUAUUCCACAGGGCGUCUAUAUCUUCACCGGUGUUUCGAAAGCCGCUAACCAACUUUGGUGGUACUGUUCAAAUUAAAUCAAACAGGUUAUCCAUCAUCUCGCUGGAGAGUAGGCUAAGCGGAAAAGGGAAACUGCUUGUAAAAGGGAACCUUCCUCUCAGAACUAGUGAAGAAACCCUUGAUGACAAAAUUGAGUUGAAGUGUGAUGUUCUAGAAGUUCAUGCGGAAAAUAUUUUAAGUGGCCAGGUUGACUCCCAGUUGCAAAUAACUGGUUCGAUAUUGCAACCAGUAAUUUCUGGGAAUAUUAAACUUAGCCGUGGAGAAGUUUAUUUGCCACACGAUGGGGGUAGCGGCGAUAGUCAAGCCCUUGCUUCAAAUCAGUCUGCACUUUCUGCUGGUAGUAAUAGUCAAGAAUUUGCUUCAAGAUAUAUUUCACAGUAUUUUGGUUCGAGAUCUGCUUCUUUGACGACCAAAACUUCUCAAUCCUCGAGCUCUGCGAAUGUUGAUAAGGACAUGGAGAAAACGCUGAUAAAACCAAGUAUAGAAACCCGCCUUAGUGAUUUGAAGCUUGUGCUUGGACCAGAAUUGAAGAUAGUUUAUCCUUUGAUUCUUAUAUUUACUGUUAGUGGAGAGCUUGAGUUGAAUGGUCUCGCACAUCCCAAAUAUAUAACACCCAGGGGCAUACUGGUAUUCGAGAAUGGUGAAGUCGAGCUACUUGCAACACAGGUGAGGUUAAAACGGGAACAUCUGAAUAUUGCGAAGUUUGAGCCCGAGUAUGGUCUAGAUCCAAUGCUAGAUUUAGCCUUGGUUGGAUCUCAGUUCAAAUAUAAAAUUCAAGGUCGGGCUAGCAAUUGGCAGGGCAGUCUGGAAAAGGAUACAUUAUCACCUAUUGAGGAUGUCAGAAAAUUUGAGAGUCAGUUAGCAGGAUCCAAUUUGAAAGGCAAUGAUCAAUUUGCACUUGAAAAGCUUGCAACCGCUACUCUUGAAAAGUUAAUGCCACGGAUAGAAGGGAACGGCCAGUUUGGCAAUGCUAAGUGGCGGAUAAUGUACUCGCCUCAGAUUCCUAGUUUAGUAUCUUCUGGUGCUACGGUAGAUACUUCUAAGUUUCUUGAUGGUAAUUUAACAUUUGGAACAGAUUUUGAAGUACAGCUUGGAAAACGUCUUCAGGCCAGAGUGACUAGGCAAAUGAAGGAUUCAGAAAUGGCAACACAGUGGACUUUGAGCUAUCAACUCACAAAUCGCUUGCAUUUGCGCCUACAAUCUUCUCCAUUACUAUGCAUAUUUUUUGAAUACUAUGCUACAACCGAGGUUUAG